AUGUACUGCCGACAAGUACUGAAUUGUAUGGGGAUGAAUGAUCGUUUAUCCCCAGAGGAAAUGAUUGCAGCAGCUACAGUGCAUCUAAUGGAAGAUUCAAAUCGAACAUCUCCAGGAGGAUUCAUCCUUCUUGGCCUGUCCAAUGUCCCAUAUCUUCAGGUCAUCUGCUUUAUUGUGUUCUUGAUAAUAUAUAUGUUAACAUUGUCGGGGAAUGUUCUACUGAUUAUCGUGGUGAGGAACAACUCAAAGCUCCACACUCCCAUGUACUUCUUCUUGACUAAUCUCUCCACAAUUGACAUCUGCUUCUCCUCCACCGUUGUGCCUAAAAUUUUUAUAAAUAUUAUUUCCAAAGACAGAAACAAGAGUAUUUCAGUGAGGGGUUGUGUUUUCCAAAUGUUCUUCUCAUUAGUACUUGGGGUAGCAGAAUGUAUCUUACUUGCUGUCAUGGCUUAUGAUAGGUUUGUGGCCAUAUGUAAACCAUUACACUACAACAUCAUUAUGAACAUGAGGUUUUGUAUUAUUUUAGCCAUAAUACCAUGGAUUUUUGGUCUCAUAAACUCCUUUAUACAAGUGUCCAUCACCUGGCAACUUCCUUUCUGCAGAUCUCAUCAUCUUAAUAAUUUUUUUUGUGAAGUACCUGCCUUCUUACGACUAUCUUGCAGAGAUCCUUGGCUUAAUGAGAUAGCCAUGUAUGUAGCAGCUGGGAUCAUUGUUUUGUGUUCUUUUCUCUUGACAUUGAUUUCCUAUGUUUUUAUCAUUUCCACCAUUUUGAGGAUCCGUUCCUCACAAGGAAGGCAUGCGGUUUUUUCUACAUGCACCUCCCACCUCACUGUCGUUAUUCUUUAUUAUGGAACCCUCAUGUCCAUCUAUCUUCAGCCUCGAUCUUCUCAUUCUCCAGAGACAGACAAGGCAGUAUCUGUUCUCUAUACGUUGGUUACUCCGAUGUUGAAUCCCAUCAUUUACAGCAUCAGAAAUAAGGAAGUCAAGAAGUGUAUAAUAAAGAAUAUAAAAAACAAGACAAACUGUCUAAAAACAUGA
This is a messenger RNA of Bufo gargarizans (Asiatic toad), 1038 nucleotides long. Its product is annotated as olfactory receptor 2G3-like. Gene Ontology annotation, molecular function: olfactory receptor activity; G protein-coupled receptor activity. Gene Ontology annotation, biological process: G protein-coupled receptor signaling pathway. Lineage: Eukaryota; Metazoa; Chordata; Amphibia; Anura; Bufonidae. The record is from RefSeq and is a predicted model, not a curated record. The transcript has 3 exons. The coding region runs from base 1 to 1038 and encodes 345 amino acids. Gene Ontology annotation, cellular component: membrane.